This is a messenger RNA of Sorghum bicolor (sorghum), 654 nucleotides long. RefSeq names its product probable terpene synthase 2. The record is from RefSeq and is a predicted model, not a curated record. The coding region runs from base 1 to 654 and encodes 217 amino acids. Lineage: Eukaryota; Viridiplantae; Streptophyta; Magnoliopsida; Poales; Poaceae. Gene Ontology annotation, molecular function: terpene synthase activity. The transcript is spliced from 2 exons.
AUGAGAGGGAGGGUGGAGCAGCUCAAGUGGGAAGUGCGCCGGAUGUUUCAGGCCGGCAAUGCCAUGGACCUGCCUGAUGAUACCGUGACUCUAGUGGACGCGCUGGAACGCCUUGGCGUAGACAACCAUUUCCGCGAGGAGAUCGACGUCGCGUUAAGCCGGAUCCAUGGCGAUGGCGAGGACGACACGGACGUUGGCAGCUCCCACAACCUGCACGCAGUUGCGCUCCGGUUUUGCCUGCUUAGGCAACAUGGCUUCUGGGUGCCUACAGAUGUGUUUGACAAAUUCAGAGAUGGCAUGAGAGGUUUCAACGCAGAAUUGAGACAUAACCCAAGGGGCCUGCUUACCCUGUACAACGCCGCUCACAUGGCAGUCCCAGGAGAGGCAGUCCUAGACGACGCCAUGGCCUUUGCCAGGCGCCACCUGGAGGCCGACGCUGCAAGAGGCAAGCUCAGGUCACCGCUGGCGGAGCAGGUGUGCCGUGCGCUGGAGACACCGGGGCCCCGGUUCAUGCGCCGACUGGAGACCAUGCACUACAUCACCGAGUACGAGAGAGAGGAGGGCCAUAACGCCACCGUGCUCGAGCUCGCGAGGCUGGACUUGAACCUCGUCAGAUCUCUCCACCUCAAGGAGCUCAGAUCGCUCACCUUGUAA